AUGCUCACCUCAGGCUUGUCCAACACGCCACUCACGAAAUUCUUCUUGGUGUACACCAUUGCCUCAUCAGUCGCGCUCUCAAUACUAGACAUCAAGCAUCUAGCAGUUAUCCAUGUCGAUCCGCACUUCUGGCCAUAUGCGCAAUUCUGGCGCGCAUUCAUCUGGCAAAUUGCCGGCUUCACGAACUCCACCGAGGCUCUAUUUGCUGCAAUGCUGAUCUACCACCUACGCGUCGUAGAGAGAGCAUGGGGAAAGCGCAAAAUGGCGACCUUCCUCUUAACUACACUCCCCUACACCACCCUCCUUCCACCCCUCAUCUUAGCCCUCGUCGCCCGCCCACUCUCCCUAAACAAACUCAACUACCUCCCCUCUGGUUCUAUUGCGACUAUCUUCGCCCUGCUGGUACAGUAUCAUGCCAUUAUUCCACAUGUAUACCGCUACCGCAUCGGAACAACAUCAACACCGAUAUCAACAUCCAGCACCACCACUACCCAAGAAGACUCCUCAAAUCCACCAACAGAAACAACGCCCAAAUCUCCACCAACUCUAUCCAUUCUUCUCUCUGACAAAUCAACCACUUACCUCGUGGCUGCCCAACUAGCCCUCUCCCAAUUCCCAACCAUGCUGCUCCCCUCUGCAGCAGGCUGGAUCGUCGGCGUCGCAUGGCGCGCAGAGCUGCUACCAGGCUUGUCCUCGUCCAGAGACGGCUUUCGAGUCCCGGCCUGGAUAGUCGGUGAGCGCGAGCGCAGGAGUGAAGCUGGGAACGGGAAUGGAGUUGAUGGUUCUGCGGAGCGCGAGCGCUAUGAGGAUUUGAGACGGAGGUUGGAGGGGGAGGCGGCUUCUGCUUCUGGGGUUGAGAGUGGGACUGGGAGGAGGAGGAAUGGUGGUGCUGAUGGGCAGAGUCAGAAUAGUGGACUUUUGGAUAGGCUGAGGGGGGCUUGGUGA
Penicillium taxi is the source of this 945-nucleotide messenger RNA. RefSeq names its product protein dscB (gene dscB). Bases 1 to 945 code for a protein of 314 amino acids. The record is from RefSeq and is a predicted model, not a curated record. NCBI's taxonomy places the organism in Eukaryota, Fungi, Ascomycota, Eurotiomycetes, Eurotiales, Aspergillaceae. The transcript has 2 exons.